AUGCCAUUUCAGACUGAAUCCGGUACUGUGGCUACUAUGGAUUCCACAUCCACACCUCCUAGACCCACUGUCAAUCCACAUGGAUACUCAGACAAUCCAGACGAAGAGCCAUCUCCUCGUCAAACAAGCACUGAUGAUGAAGAAGAACCUUCCUAUCAUUCCCAGCGGCAACUGCUUCCAGGAAAUAGCAAUAGCAAUUCCUACUCCAAUUCUUCUAAGGGUGGACGUUCCUCUGUUGUCCUGAUGAAGAAAUCUACCUUGUUCUUUUUCGCAUUACUGUUGCUAGCCUUUGUGGUUGCUUUUGGGUACUUCUUUACCGAAUGGAUGUUCCAUCGUGAUAUGCUUUCGGGUGGCAACCGUGACAAGGCCAAUUGUUUCUUGGAAGAUGAAGUAGAAUGCCCCUUUACUCAAGAGGAUGUAGACGAUCUCUCUGCUGAAAUCGACCGCUUGGAGGAUUUGAACAAGCAGCUUGCCGACCAGAUGGACGAUUAUGAAGAUCUUACGAACCGUUUGAACCAAUCUGUGGCAGAAUUGAAGAGACAGAAUGACAUCCUUAGCGACUCCAACGACAAAUACGAAGAUUUGAACGAUCAAUUGAAUGACACUGUUGCAGAAUUAAAGCAACAGAAUCAAUUCCUGAAGGAGCAAGUAGAUACCUUUUCCGACCUGAAUCAAGAUCUGAACUCGACUGUGAUUGAUCUAAAGGAAGAAGUCGACCGACUUGAGGGCCAAGUGACCAACUUUACUAAGGAGAAUGAUCGACUCGAAGACUUGGUCGGUUCCUUGUCCAAUGAAACAGAUACCCUGACAGAACUAUCGAACGUCCUACAAGAAAAUGUAGAUCGUCUCAAGGGAGAAGUAGGCAACCUUAAGACGGAGAAUGGCCGGUUGGAAUCCUCAAUCGACAAUCUCAAGACAGUAAUCUCGUUCUGGGAUGAUGUGGUUGGCAAUUAUGACAAUACUUAUGAGGAGAUGGCUGCAUUCUUGGCCCAACAAAUCACUACGAAUAGAAAUUUGGUGCUUGAAGCAUUGGAAAACACAUACCAUCAACGAGUUGCCGAUUGGGACUGUGGAUUGCGAGCUCAGUAUGCCCUAGAACCAUUUGCUCAAGACGAUUCCAUCACAAUCCCCAACGACAAAUAUAACGAAGUCAUGGACUUUGUCAAUGGACGUGUACUAUCCGACCUCUGCUUGAGUCGGUCCAACUUUGAGUCAUACGUGACAAGUCGCUAUCCUUCAGGUGGUAUCUCUAUCGAUCGCUUGGUCACCGCCGUACGACGAUACACAUGGGAUGCCAUUGACCACUACUUCCCCGAGAAGGGAGAACAAGGACUGACUUCCGAGAACUGGUCAAUGGCCAAUUUUACUUGCAACAACUUGAUGCCAUCGCAAAAAUACAGUGUCUAG
This is a messenger RNA of Cylindrotheca closterium, 1407 nucleotides long. The record is from the annotation of a GenBank genome assembly. NCBI's taxonomy places the organism in Eukaryota, Bacillariophyta, Bacillariophyceae, Bacillariales, Bacillariaceae.